Molecule: messenger RNA, 749 nt
Organism: Saccoglossus kowalevskii
Lineage: Eukaryota; Metazoa; Hemichordata; Enteropneusta; Harrimaniidae
Product: cell wall protein DAN4-like
Source: RefSeq, a predicted model, not a curated record
AUGACAGGAUCAGUUGAAACUAGCACUGAUGUAACCUCAACCGAACCAACUAAUGUGACUGCACUUUAUGAGUCAACAUCAAAAGUAACAUCUUCUGAAUCUAUCUCAGACGUAACCACUAUGGAACCUACAGUGAUACCAUCAUCAUCAUAUGAAACUAGCUCUGAUGUGACCUCAACCCAACAUACUGAUAAGACUACGUCCUAUCACUCAAUAUCUGAGGUGUCAGACACAGAACCUACAGCAAUGACAACAUCAAUAGAAACUGGCACUGGUGUGACCUCAACCAAACAUACUGAUAUGACUACACCCUAUCGCUCAAUAUCUGAAGUGUCAAACACGGAACCUACAACAAUGACAGCAUCAAUUGAAACUAGCACUGGUGUGACCUCAACCAAACAUACUGAUAUGACUAUACCCUAUAUGUCAACAUCGGAGGUUGCCUCUACGGAAUUGGACUCUGAAGUUACCACUGUAGAAGUCACCACAAUGGCAGGAUCAGUUGAAACUAGCACUGAUGUAACCUCAACCGAACCAACUAAUGUGACUGCACUUUAUGAGUCAACAUCGAAAGUUUCAUCUUCUGAAUCUAUCUCAGACGUAACUACUGUUGAACAUACAGUGAUACCAUCAUCAUCAUCAUUAUCUGAAACUAGCUUUGAUAUGACCUCAACCCCACAUACUGAUACUACUACAACCUAUCGCUCAAUAUCUGAAGUUACCACUGUAGAAGCCACCACAAUGACAGG